UGGCCACCGCCUAUAUAUUAGAUCAUGUUUAAGCUUUCAUACCCCUUUAGUUGAUGCUCAUCUUUUCCGAAUGAGGAAAUUGUUAGCAAUAGCUUUUUGCGGCAGGUAUCGGGUCAGGCUCUGGAGUGGACUUCCCUGGCGGAGGGGUCCUCUCAUCCGCCAGAGAUUUACGGUAGCGGCUAGAGAUGGCGGCCUGGGCGGGAGACUGGCUUGGGCCGGCGCUUGUCCUGCGGUUGUUGUUGGCGACGGUGCUUCACACGGUAUCUGCUUUCAAGGAACAGUUUUCAUCAGAGGCAUGCAGAGAGUUAGGCUUCUCUAGCAACUUGCUCUGCAGCUCUUGUGAUCUUCUUGGGCAGUUCAACCUCCUUCAGCUGGAUCCUGAUUGCAGAGGAUGCUGUCAGGAAGAGGCACAGUUUGAAACCAAAAAGCUAUAUGCAGGAGCUAUUCUUGAAGUCUGUGGAUGAAAAUUGGGGCGGUUCCCUCAAGUCCAAGCUUUCGUGAGAAGCGAUAAGCCCAAACUGUUCAGAGGACUGCAAAUCAAGUAUGUUCGUGGUUCAGACCCUGUGCUAAAGCUUUUGGACGACAGUGGGAACAUUGCUGAAGAACUAAGCAUCCUGAAGUGGAACACAGACAGUGUAGAAGAAUUCCUGAGUGAAAAGUUGGAACGCAUAUAAACCUUAUUUACAUUUUGUCCUCUUUUUUGUUAUCAAAUGAAAUACUACAGCACCUAGGAAAGAAUUUAGUUUUGCUUGCCUUCAUUAAUCUCUUAUAGUGAUGCAUUAAAUGUAAUUAAAUUUAAAGUGGCAAUACUGUCCAUGACAUCUAAGGAGUUGACAAGAUUAGCAAAACUCAUUUUUUAAAUAAAUUUUGUUCUGCAUUUGUUGAUACCACAAACAAAAGUGAUGUGUUAUAGUCUUGUGGUUAAUAAUGUAAAUAAUA
Molecule: messenger RNA, 939 nt
Organism: Octodon degus (degu)
Lineage: Eukaryota; Metazoa; Chordata; Mammalia; Rodentia; Octodontidae
Gene: Selenof
Product: selenoprotein F
Exons: 5
Cellular component (GO): endoplasmic reticulum lumen
Molecular function (GO): oxidoreductase activity
Source: RefSeq, a predicted model, not a curated record